UUGCAAAAAUUUACGUGCUUUGUCAUCAUAACAACAUUAUCCAUACUAUUUGCAUUGUUGGAUUAGGGAGGGUAUCUACGUGGUUUAGUUGACUGAUUAAGAGAACAAAGUUCUAGGCCAUAACUCAUAUCAUGGUGUCCUUUUUAAAUUAAAUAAAUUCAUGACCUUUUCUAAUACACUCCAUUAUCCUUUACAGCAAGCACAAAACAACACCAUAUAACCCCUCCUCACAACCGUUUGAUCUGCUACGCAAAGCAUGAUUUAAUAACUUCCUAUCCGUCUGAUCAUUGACAAAAACUUUGAGCAGGUGGUAUAAUUAGGUUGACUUAAUCCAUCUGCUUUGUCCCCACAUCUCUCUCUCUCUCUCUCAACAGACACCAAUCAAAAUAGGAAUAUGUACGGCAACAACUCACAUUAACUGAUUAACAUUAUUCAAAUAUCCUUCUUUAACCAAAACCCAUCUCAGGUCUUCCAUAUAAGGCAUAUAUUCAUACAUUUUAUCUCAUCCCAAGCAUUUUCUGAGUUCUCAAGCCAAAACGCCAAGAGUUCUCGUAUACAACCUUUCAAGCCUUCAAAACCAUCUUUCUUCCUUUCUUAGACGAAAAUGCCGGCCACCAUUGACGUCGCUGAGCCCAGCAGCUCCGCGAAAGGAAAAGCAGUCAUCGUGGCAGCGCCCCAUCCAGCCAAGUGGAAGAAGGGAACCGCGAUAAUUGACUUUGUCUUGAGGCUCGGGGCCAUUGCCUCUGCUCUUGCAGCUGCAGCCACCAUGGGGACCAGUGAUGAGAGUCUUCCUUUCUUCACUCAGUUCUUCCAGUUUGAAGCUAGCUAUGAUGACAUGCCAACCUUUCAGUUUUUCCUCAUUGGAAUGGCAUUUGUCAGUGGCUAUCUAGUCCUAUCCCUUCCUUUCUCCAUAGUAGCCAUUGUUCGUCCACACGCAGUUGGGAUAAGGCUCUUCCUCAUCAUCAUGGACACUGUGGCGCUUACUCUGGCAACUUCUGCUGGUGCCGCGGCCGCCGCCAUAGUGUACCUAGCUCACAACGGAAACUCCAGCUCCAAUUGGCUGGCCAUUUGCAACCAGUUUACAGAUUUCUGCCAGAAAGUCAGCGGAGCCGUCGUGGCGGCCUUUGUGUGCGUGGUCUGCAUUGUGUUCUUGAUUCUGAUUUCUGCUGUGGCUCUCCGAAGGCAUUAAGAAGAAUUUAUGAGGAUGAGAUUUAGAAGCUUCAUUUCACAAAUAUUGUGUCAGACACACAAGAAUAUAU
Messenger RNA from Morus notabilis, 1259 nucleotides. Its product is annotated as casparian strip membrane protein 1. The transcript has 3 exons. NCBI's taxonomy places the organism in Eukaryota, Viridiplantae, Streptophyta, Magnoliopsida, Rosales, Moraceae. The record is from RefSeq and is a predicted model, not a curated record. Bases 605 to 1189 code for a protein of 194 amino acids.